UAGAGAUAUCACAGUUGUCCACUAUCUGAGCGAUGGUUCUCGGCUACGUGUUGUGGCUCAUCGUGUCCGUAGCUGCCUUCAAACUUGUCCUAGCAGGAACAUUGCCUGGUUCACUGUUGUAGCAACGAUCACAGCAUGUAGACUCUAGCGAUGGUUUUGUGGACAGCAACAAUCCUUCUGGAGGUCAAGGGUCAAGAAGAUGAACUGUGGGAUCCUUGGGCAGACAACUGCGAGUCCAUGGUCCGCUGUAACCUGACUGAACCCCAGACCGACCCCAUGCCCUACAUAGUUACUCUCAACAGACCAUACAUCAACAGCGAUCAGGCGGUGUACGUUUAUAUAAGAGCACUACCGCCACUCAGUUUCCAGGGGUUCAUGAUUCAGGCUCGAGACGACAAGACCGGUCAGGCUGUCGGAGAGUUCGACACAGACAACAGGAAGAUCAGCGUUAUAAACUGCUUCGGCAGGCCAGAUGUAAGUAUUAUGAUCAGUGUUGGAAUAAAUCGCUGUAAAUAUUUAAUUCAUAACACAAUUCUGAGGGUGUUAGGGAUAGUCUGA
This is a messenger RNA of Homalodisca vitripennis (glassy-winged sharpshooter), 558 nucleotides long. RefSeq lists its product as uncharacterized. Bases 151 to 558 code for a protein of 135 amino acids. The record is from RefSeq and is a predicted model, not a curated record. NCBI's taxonomy places the organism in Eukaryota, Metazoa, Arthropoda, Insecta, Hemiptera, Cicadellidae. The transcript is spliced from 2 exons.